AACUGCUAAAAAAAAACGUAAUUUUAAUUGUAUUAGUCCCGAAGCGCGAGCUGCGCUGUGAUUGGCUGGUGUUAUCUGGCUGCGGUUUCUCAGCCAAUAGCAAGUCUGUGGGCGGGGUUAGACGGAGUACGGGUGUAGAGUGUAUGGGUAGAGCAGUGUGUGUGUGUGUGUGUGUGUGUGUGUGUUAAUAAGCGGUAUUAAAGAGCGCAGAUAAAGCCCGAGCUCAGAGAGACACCAUGCUGCUGCUGGAGCUCCUCCUCACCGCCCUGCUGCUCUCCUACAGCCCGGCCUCAACCCAGCAACCCGAGGAACCCGUCUCCUACACGUGCACAGAUGGAUAUGAGUUUGACCCAGUCAGAGAAGUGUGUAAAGAUAUUGACGAGUGUGCGAUCGUGGCGGACGCGUGUAAAGGCGGUAUGAAGUGUGUGAAUCACUACGGCGGGUACCUGUGCCUCCCGCAGAACGCUCAGAUCUUCGUGAGUAACGGUGAUGAGCCCUCGCAACCUGCCGACCCCAGCGUGCCCCACAGCGUACCCGCCAACCCCCCAACGCACGGGCAGGGGCAGGGGCAGCCCAGCCGCCGCCUCAUACCUUCAUCCAGGACCCUCCGGUGCCCACCCGGCUUCACCCUGGACGAGCAGAGCUACUGUCGAGAUGUAGAUGAGUGUGCUACAGGGAGGCACACGUGCAGUGCAGAUCAGAUCUGCUAUAACAACCGAGGAUCCUUCCUCUGCCAGUGCCAGCCCGGCUACCAGAAGAGCGGCGACCAGUGCGUAGACAGAGACGAGUGUGUGCAGUCGCAUUACUGCAUGCACGGCUGCGUGAACACUCCCGGCUCGUACUACUGCGAGUGUAACGCCGGCCACCAGCUCGCCAGCAACAACCACAGCUGCGUGGACGUGAACGAGUGUGAGACCUCUCAGCCGUGUGAGCACCAGUGCCACAACCUGCUGGGUUCCUUCCUGUGUCAGUGUAACGUGGGAUACGAGCUGACCCCCGACUCCGUCUCCUGUACAGAUAUAGAUGAGUGUGCGUAUUCUCCCUACAUGUGUCAGUACGCCUGUAUUAACACCCCCGGAGGAUACUCCUGCACCUGCCCUGAUGGAUACCAGCUACAGGGAACGAGAAUGUGUCAAGAUAUUAACGAGUGUGAGACAGGUCACGAGUGCAGUGAGGAGGAGAUGUGCUGGAACUAUUAUGGAGGAUACAGGUGUUACCCCCGAAACCCCUGCCAGGACCCGUACAUACAAACCUCAGAGAGUCGGUGUUCCUGCCCCUCCACCAGCUCCUGUCGUGGAAUUCCUCAGUCUAUAGUUUAUAAAUAUAUGAGUAUUUACUCUGAGCGCUCCGUACCGUCAGAUAUCUUCCAGAUCCAGGCCACCAGCAUCUACCCCAACACCCACAAUGUCUUCAGGAUCCGAGCCGGAAACGAGGGAGGAGAGUUCUUCUUACGGCGCUCCAGUAACGUCAGCGCCAUGCUGGUUUUGACCAAGUCCCUGUCGGGUCCUCUGGAGAUGAUCGUGGAUCUGGAGAUGAUCACUCACCACACCGCCACCAGCUACCGCACCAGCUCGUUACUACGGCUCACCAUCGUCGUAGGACCCUACGCCUUCUAAAGCCCCGCCCCCGACUCCCCCGAUACUGCUGCUUCUAAACGUUUUACACUUAUACACUACGCUACCUUCUAACGGCCAGGCAUUAAAAAGGGCUUUUUGGGUGCGCUCAAGAUAAAAUCCAAAGAGAGCUAUAGUUCAUCUUUUAUAUCUUUUAUAGUUCAUAGGCAGUGGUUCAAGAGUGGAACCAAUGGUUUAGGACCCAGUGGCCCAAAGCCCCAAUGGUUUGAGGCUCCAAUGAUUCAAGGCCCCAAUGCUUUAAGGCCCCAGUGGCCCAAAGCCUCAAUACUACAAGACCCCAAUGCUUCAAAGCCUCAAUGGUUCAAAGCCUACAUGUUUCAAGGACCUUAUGGUUUAAGGCCUCGAUGGGUUAAAGCCCCAAAAUCUUUAGGCCAAAUGCUUUAAUGCUUUAAUGGUUUGGGGCUCCAGCGGUUCAAGGACCCAAAGCUCCAAUGGUUUAAGGAUGGUGGAACUGUAUAUAUGAAUGUUUGAUGGGUCAAGAAUUAAAGACAAAAGUAAUAAAUCUCACUGUAAAAGAGUGUAAAAUAGCGGGAGACAGGAACCGAUGCUGCAGUUGCUUUUAUCUGUGAUUUAAUAGCAGGUUAAUAGCCUCAUAUUUUGCAUUCAUAAAUUUACAUUAUGUCUUUAUUACUCCAAAUAACUGCAUUCUGUCUCAGAGAACAUACGGCCCAAAGCACUGCUUAAAACUGGUAGAAAUGUUUUCUUUAAUUAAUCUCAGUUUAAUAGCAAAAAAGCUUUGCAUUUACAGUUUAAGUGUUGAAUUUAUAACUCAAAAGAACAGCAUUAAUUAGGUAAAAUCACAUAGUAAUUUCACUUAAUUCUGUUACAGGGCUUUAAAUCGGCCAAAACACACUUUUUAUUCUUAUUGUUCAAAAGUUAGCACCUUUGCACCUUUUUAACAGUGGCGUAAAUAUACUCUAAUCUAAAAACACUCUGCAUAGCACUGAGUAGCAAUGGUGGAACCUGUUUUGUUGGGUUAUCUAGAACCUUUUAAUCAGAGCUUUACUGUGUAUAUUAUAUGUAAGAUGUUUUUCUUGUGUCUGAAGAACUUUUUAACCAAAAUUUUACUUUUACCUUAAAAUGUAAGAAUUUCAAUAUUAAUUAAUUCCUACAAAUAUACAGAUCAUUUCCUCUGUUGAUAUUCUGUAUAUUUGACAAAAUAAAUAUAAAUUACCGUUUACUCACAGUGUGACGUAUCAAUAUAAAAUUAAAACACUGUUUAGAAUAAUGUUUAAAUUGAGUCAGGUAUAUAUUUAAGGUAAUAAAUAUAGUUUAUAUAUGUGAUGUUGCAGGUUGUGGAGGAUCUGUUGGUGUGGAUGAGAUGCUUUAUGAAUGAGAGGAAUCAGGCGUUUAUUGCAGUGAGGUAGGUUCUAAAGGGCUGUCGCUGCGCUUUCCUCCGAGCGUUAGCGCUUUUUUGCUCUCUGAUAAGAAUUGUUGUAAUACUAAGCAUUAUAAUUGAAUAAUAGAAUAAUAGAGUAAUGUUCUUAAUUAGGGGUUUCACCUGAUUGUAUGUCAUUUAUGUCAAAAUAAGCACAAAAACUCACCAAAAAACAAAUUAAUUUGCCAUAAAAUAAGGGAUUCGCUCAUUUUGAGACCCUAUUGGCAGAUUUCUUUUUAGCUUAAUUUACGUUACAGUUAUAUUACAGUACAUUUGGCUUGACUUUCUUUUAUCCGAAGCGACUAAUAUAUCAAAUAAUAAUAAAGAUUUAGUAAUAGAGGUAAAAAAGACGUUUUUAUGCAGGAUUUAAAGGAGAUCAAAGGGUAAUGAAAUAGUGGGAUAAAGAAGGAAAUGAGGUUAGAAGUAGUUAAUUUUAGUAGUUAGAGGUGUUAGGAGAGUUUAUUAAACUCUUUAUGAGUUUACUAAAUAUUGAGAAAUACAGUACUGUGCAAAAGUUUUAGGCACCAAAGCAAACGACACUAAUCCAUUUAUCUCAGGAAUAUGAGAGUUUUACCCUAAAAAAGCAAAUAAUCAUAAAUACAGUAAAAUGUAGAAAGGAAUAAUUCUCAUAUUUAACUAUAAGUAUGUUUUAUAUCCUGUGAGCCGAGCUGAAGAAUAAAGUGUAGAGAUUCAGAUUUCUCCUGGAUGCUCCUCAGUCAGCAUGUGUAUAUUAUGUUCAGUUCCGUCAGCAGCUCACCUGAUUUACCACAUUUACCAGUAAUUUACCAAACCAGCUGUUGAUUAAAAUGAUGAGAACUAGAAAUAAAUAACUCUAUUAAACUCAGAUUAAGAGGAGGAGAGAUUAGGAUUAGGAUGUUUUCAGGAAAACGUUUUGCUUUUUGUGAAAUUGCUAAUGCUAAUGUUGUACCCCAGAUUUAUGUAUUUACUUUAUAUAUUUAAAGUACAUUAAUAUUAUGCUUUUAUCAAAUGUUUGAAAGUAAAUUAAGUUGUUAAUUACUUGAAUUUCUACAUUGGUAAAAUGUUUAAAAAAUAUAUUUAGGUAUUACAUUAAUAUAACAGUAAUGUAAAUAUAGAUCACAUAUAUUUAACAACAAUUCUUAGUACAUAUACUCUAAUAUACCUGCUGUAUGAUAAAGAGUGAUACAGUUGUAAUACUCUAAUAAUGAAAUGUAUUAUUAUAGUUUUACUGUAAACAUAUUUUUAAAGUAUGGGGUUAAAUACAUGAAGUUAAGUAGAGUAUAUUUAAAAUAGUUCCAUUUCAGUACAGUUAAGAACACUUUAAGUAACAAUUUAAGUAAGACUUUUGUACACAUUUUAUACAAUUAAAGUAAAAUAAGUAUAAAUAUACUGAUUAAUAAUAAUGUGGCCACAAGAACACUUUAGUGCACUAUAGUAUAAUAAUGAUUAGAAUAGCUUUUUCUUUACUGAAAUUCCCACAGGAGCCUAAAGCUUGUGCACAGUACUGUAUAUUUGAGCGUUUAUAUAUAUAUAUUUAUAUAUAUAUUUCUGGUCAGUAAGUCGUGGUCGGGCGGGGGGAUUAAUAAGGUGAAGUCAGUGUUGAUCAGAGGAACAGAACGUUACGGUUCUAAAGGGUUUUUUAUUUGCCGUUUCUGGAUGAAAGAUUUGGACGAUUCAACUUUAAUAAACUCAGAUUAGUUUCCUAUUGAUCUCAGCGCCGCUCUGCAACUAAACACAGCCAGGAAACCACGGCCUGGCACGGCUCACCAGCGUUUCGCACGAGUGCAGUGAGUGCAGUGAGUGCAGUGAGUGGGCUAAUGCAGUGGAAAGCGUUGGGUUUUGGUUCCAGUGGGGUUUCCCUGGAAGAAAAUCUGAUUUUGUUCACAGUCCAAAACCUAAAAACCCUAAAACCCCUGAAACUCUGCCAGGCGUCACUUUCAGCACUUUUCUCAGCUUUUCUCCUGAAGAACUGAUCUCAGAUCAGCCGUUUCCCUGCUAAAGCAAAGACCUCCGCUGUUUUAUAGUGCUGUUACACCACGUUAUUCUUCUACAGCUCUGAACAUGAAGUGGAAACAACUUCCUGCAACUCGUCAUAAAAUUUAUCAUCAGUUCAUCAUCAGAGCUACUGCUCUUCAGUUUCAGUCCUAAACCAGACAAAACCUUCUCGAAACCGUAUUUUACACACUAUAUACUGCAACGGAUUAUACAACACUAUUUAGGAUGCCUAAAUUUAAGUGAACAAGGGCGUCGCCAUGUUUCCCUUUUAAUGGGGAAGCUGGAGAAGGGUCUAUAAGUAAAGAAAACUUUUAUACUUAAAAAAACAUUUUAUUUUAAAGUUAAUCGAGUGCUGGAUGUUAAUCUACACAGAUUUAUCUCCUUAAAACUUCUGUUUAUUUACAGUAAGCUUAGAUUUACAGUAUUUUGUCUGAGGGUCAGUUUUCAUUUAAGUUUCUUCAGCAGGAAGGCUGGAGCAUUAGCAUUAGCAUUAGCAUUAGUUUUAACUCAGUAAACACUCAGGCUACAGUCUGAUAUACUCACCUCUGAAUGGCGAUAGAGCUAGCACUUAGCGCUGGGGUUAGCAGCUAACGCUAAUGCUGCUCCAGCCUUAAUGCUGGAGAAACUUUACUGAAACUCCUGUAUUACUCUGUACUUCAGUGGAGCGUCUUUACUGCUCCUUAAUACCUGACUGAUAGAAUUCAUACAUAAGGAGCACCGGAUUAUAAGCAGCUCUGAUGAUUUCUGGGUAAAUUAAAUGAUUUAAGUGCAGCUUAUAGUGUGAAAAAUAUAGAACACAUACAGUAUCUCCACCGUCUCACACGCAGUGCCUUAUAUAUAAAUUCAAUAAUAUUUUAAUAUUAAUAACUGCAGUAGCUGCACGUGUAUAUUCUCAGUGCCGUUCAUCACACUUUAAAAAGAUCUUCAGAUUUAAACUCUCUUUAUUUAAAACUUUUAUUCAUAAUCACGUUUUAUACUCUGAAUCCGGAGAGGAAAUUGUUGUAAAGAAAAUAAAGUUUAUAUAUUUAAAA
Astyanax mexicanus (Mexican tetra) is the source of this 6017-nucleotide messenger RNA. RefSeq names its product EGF containing fibulin extracellular matrix protein 1 (gene efemp1). The record is from RefSeq and is a predicted model, not a curated record. The transcript is spliced from 10 exons. Gene Ontology annotation, molecular function: calcium ion binding. Bases 237 to 1616 code for a protein of 459 amino acids. NCBI's taxonomy places the organism in Eukaryota, Metazoa, Chordata, Actinopteri, Characiformes, Acestrorhamphidae.